Spodoptera frugiperda (fall armyworm) is the source of this 1727-nucleotide messenger RNA. RefSeq lists its product as uncharacterized. The record is from RefSeq and is a predicted model, not a curated record. NCBI's taxonomy places the organism in Eukaryota, Metazoa, Arthropoda, Insecta, Lepidoptera, Noctuidae. The coding region runs from base 885 to 1712 and encodes 275 amino acids. The transcript has 3 exons.
GGCGACCCCAUGGACCUGACUCCCGGGAGAGGCCCUACUUUUUAACUCCGGUUGGUACUCGUGACUAUCCGGAGUGGCCUCUCCUACCUCACUCUUGCCUUAAUCGGCUGGUUUGAGUGGAGAUUCGCAAGAGUGGAGUUGCCUUCAGCUCCACUUGGGGGAAGGACGUAUCCCAGUAAGAUGCUGGUAGGGGUCUUGACCGUACUUCCGGGAUUGCUCUGAUAGCCGUGGGAUGCCCACCCUUCCUCAAGCAGCUCAACGGAUGUUGCUUCCCUUGUCGCUACAUGCUAGCGGCCGUUUCCGGGGGCCCACUAUUGAGUUUGCGAGUCACCCCCUGCCUGUUUAUCCGUAUUUUUCAAUAUUGGUCAGGGGCAGGGGCCAUAGUCCCCAUAGUUAACCGGUUAACUAUUCCACAGCCACCCACACCCAUAUCCCUAUCAUUUCCUUUUACCAUAUCUCACAAUAGUCCUGCAUCAACCGGGGAUUGUCCUUUGGUGUACUUCCAUAGUGCAUACAGGGAUAAUCGCCGGCUGAUGUCCCAUUACAUUUAGAUUAAAAUUGUUCAACGGGCCUCUGCGAGUUGGCUUCGGCCCCUCGUACGCCUUCCAAAGGUCCGGGACCCUGUGGUCCCGUGAUUAUGUAAAGAAUAACAAUAAUAACAUAAGCUGGGAGUACCUCCACGCGGUGAAGGCGGUAACAGUUCAAUACUGGCUAAAACUCCCAUUUUAUUGUAACUCAUCAGAAUAGAUGCCUUCGGGCUUAUGUUGUUUUGUGGUUUACGUAUAAUAAUUUGGAAGUAGCCUACCCGGUAACGCAGGGGAGCAGCCAACAAAAUCUUAUACUCUACAGUUCUUAGUCCAAGUAAUAUUGUGACAAGAAUCAUUAUGCCUAGACGAAAGAAAUCAGGUCUUUCUCAAUAUUCGAGAGCCUCUAAACGCCAGAGACAAGUUAGAUCUCAAGAAACUGAGGAAGAACAUGAGGCACGUUUAGCUGCGAGGCGGGAAUAUUAUGCUGAAUUGGUAUCUUCGGAAACAGCUUCGCAAAGAGAAGAAAGAUUAGCUACGGUUCGAGAACAAGUAGCUGGUUCACGCGCCUCAGAAACGAUGAAUCAGCAUGAAGCACGCCUUACAGCCGACCGUGAGCGUCAUGUCGUAUCUCGCGAGUCUGAGACAUUCACACAGCGUGAAGAUCGGCUCUCAGCUGACCGUUCUCGCCGUGCAAUCUCACGUUCUCUAGAAACAGAUGAGGAAAGAAGUUCACGGCUGUCUGCGGAUCGCCAUCGCCAUGAAAUAUCCCGGAUGUUCGAAAGCGAUGAACAACAUGAUUUGCGUCUGUCGGCUGCUCGCAGUCGCUACUACGAACAACAGGAAAUUACUGCUAAUCACCUGGAAGAAGAAAGGAGUCGUGUGCAAGAAUUGAGGCAAACACAAUCCAGUGACACCCGAUUGAUACAGUUAGAAGAAGACCGGCUGCGUCAUGUUGUUCUUAGGUUGUCACCUGGCGAAGAUGAUGCUUCGAUGGUAUACGACUUUGGAGAGUUGCCAUGGAUAGAAAAAGAAAAAAGUGGAUUUAAUUAUGACUCAAUAAUAAAAUAUGCCGAAUAUACUCAUCUAGGCUCAAUGGAUGAAAUAUGCCCGCAUUGCAUUGCAGUGCCUUUAAGUGGCACGGAGAGCCCAAAGGAAUGUGUUGUGCAUCCGGUAAAGUUAAGUUAGAGCGUAUACAAGAAC